AUUUUUAGUUUUUUUUUUUUUUUUCAAAUUUUUUUUUUUUUUUUUUUUAAAGUGUACAUAUAAACAUGGCGGACGAUACGCUUGAUGUUCGAUCUGAAUAUUUGAAAAGACUAAAAAGCAUUUUAAGCGACUCCUUCUACAAAGAUGCCAUGGAACACGCUGCCAGCUAUAACACAAGGUUAUGCCUGGAGAGGAAAAUGCGACUUCCCUUCCUCGAUCAACAGACUGGGGUUGCCCAAAGCGACUGUGCACUCUGGAUGCACAAAUGGCAGCGCAUGCCAGGAAAAACAGAAGGCCAGCUAUACUCCUACCCUGCUCGUAGAUGGAAGAAAAAAAGACGCCAAUACCUCAUGAAUAACUUUUACCUCACUCGCCGGCUGAAAGAAGUUGAAAAUAAUGAAUCAGCUGAGAAUCAUCAGACCACAAAUGAAAACUCUGUAACCGGUACUACUCAGGAAGCUGAUCCAGCUGAAAAAGUCACUGAAGAUUCAAAAGAUUCGUGGUACAAGGAUUUCGAAGAAACGACUACGGAGCAUUUUGAUAUGGGAGAAGUUGAAGACCCUGAUACAGAUGUUGAAGAUUAUGAAGAAACCUAUAUCCGAAAAAAGAAAAAGAAAAUAAGAAGUAGUAGAGGAAGAAAGAGAGCUGAUCGUUAUGACUACACUGAUUUAGAAAAGCCAUACGUUUGUGAAAUUUGUGGGGCUCGUUACAAGACUAGGCCUGGUUUGUCCUAUCAUUACAGCCACGGUCACAAUAACGAUUCCACAGAUAACACUGAGGAAGAAACAAACUACACACCACCAAAACCAGUGGCGCAACCACCACCACCUGCGCCACCAGCCCCACCACCACCACCUUGUGCUGCACCCCCUCCUCAGGUUUUGCAACCAACACUCCCUUCUUGGCCUGGUCCUUCAAGCGAAGAUGGCCCCUUGACUCCAAGACCCACUUCAGAGAAAGGGGGUACAUUGCCAAGCACAUAUUGUGACUUUUGUCUUGGGGAUAGCAUCGAAAAUAAAAAGACAAGGAUGCCUGAAGAGUUAGUUUCUUGUUCAGAUUGUGGACGUUCAGCUCAUCCCACAUGCUUGCAGUUCACACCCAAUAUGACAGCUUCUGUUAAAAAAUAUCGGUGGCAAUGCAUUGAGUGCAAAUCCUGUGGUAUUUGUGGGACAUCUGAUAAUGAUGAUCAAUUGUUGUUUUGCGAUGAUUGUGAUCGUGGUUACCACAUGUAUUGUUUAACCCCUCCUUUGUCCGAACCACCUGAAGGAUCGUGGAGUUGCCAUUUAUGCAUUGAAGAAUAUGGCCGAAAAUAAGUCGAAUUUCUUUGAAAUUUAAAGAGUUUCUCCAUUUUCUGAAAAGCUACAGCUUUGAAGAGAAGAUUGAUUCAGUGUUAUUAUUUGUCGUUAUUAUUCUUUGAUCAUUUUUCAUCUAUAAGUUUGGACCUGGUUUUAUUGUUUGAAAGAUAUGCUUUAUUAUCAGCCGUGAUUUUAUUGAUUCAUUUUGAAUAGUGAAACGAUUUUUUUAGUUUCACAAUUAAAGUUGUCUCACUUACUGUUAUAACCUAUCUUUAUAUAAUAGUGCAUUCAAAAAUCAUGCGCUGUUAUGCAUUGAUAAGUUGUCUUGCAGAAUUUAAAUAUUAUUUGAUAUUAAAUUUGAAGAAGUCAUCCCUUGAAGUGGUAUCUCAAUCUUUUUUAUAAGACACUUUUCGCCUUUAAUUGUUUCUAUGCAUA
Messenger RNA from Uloborus diversus, 1730 nucleotides. RefSeq names its product zinc finger protein ubi-d4-like (gene d4). Lineage: Eukaryota; Metazoa; Arthropoda; Arachnida; Araneae; Uloboridae. Bases 66 to 1313 code for a protein of 415 amino acids. The record is from RefSeq and is a predicted model, not a curated record. The transcript has 9 exons. Gene Ontology annotation, biological process: nervous system development. Gene Ontology annotation, cellular component: nBAF complex.